GCCCGCGACACUGUCCGACACGGUUCUCCGUCAUUGAUGGCGAAAGCAAUCAGAUAAAACUUCAAUAGCCAUGGAGCCAGGAUACCCCGAUGGCAGCGAGCAGGAUGUCUACGUACAGCAAAGGAAACAGGAUUGUCUCCUGCGAAUACACAACUCUACUGGCUCUGCUGAACACUGUCCCCGGGUGUGGGACGGGAUGUUGUGUUGGCCCCCAGCUAGACCUGGGACUGUCAUUACCCUCCCAUGUCCAUCGUACAUCGUCGGCUUCAACCCCCAGAGAGUCGCCACCAAGGUUUGCACGGAGGCGGGAGAUUGGUUCUUCAACAGUGGUACCAACGCUACAUAG
Molecule: messenger RNA, 346 nt
Organism: Macrosteles quadrilineatus (aster leafhopper)
Lineage: Eukaryota; Metazoa; Arthropoda; Insecta; Hemiptera; Cicadellidae
Product: parathyroid hormone 2 receptor-like
Exons: 5
Coding region: 71-346 (91 amino acids)
Biological process (GO): adenylate cyclase-modulating G protein-coupled receptor signaling pathway
Cellular component (GO): plasma membrane
Molecular function (GO): G protein-coupled peptide receptor activity
Source: RefSeq, a predicted model, not a curated record